UCACCGCCUCGCGAGAGCUCGCCCCGCCAAGCCGCCCCGCGAGCUUCCGCCCCGCCUCUUUGCGCCGGUGCCGCACCAUGGGUAUCUCCAGGGACAACUGGCAUAAGCGUCGCAAGACUGGGGGCAAGAGGAAGCCCUACCAUAAGAAGAGGAAGUAUGAGUUAGGGCGACCUCCCGCCAACACUAAGAUUGGCCCACGCCGGAUUCAUACCGUGAGGGUUCGUGGGGGAAAUAAGAAGUACCGAGCCCUUCGGUUGGAUGUCGGCAACUUCUCCUGGGGGUCAGAAUGCUGCACUCGCAAGACCAGAAUUAUUGAUGUUGUGUACAACGCUUCCAACAACGAGCUGGUGCGGACAAAGACCCUGGUGAAGAACUGCAUCGUGCUCAUUGACAGCACCCCGUACCGGCAGUGGUACGAGGCCCACUAUGCCCUGCCCCUCGGACGCAAGAAGGGCGCCAAACUGACUCCUGAAGAGGAGGAAAUACUGAACAAGAAACGUUCAAAGAAGAUCCAGAAAAAAUACGAUGAGCGAAAGAAGAAUGCCAAGAUAGCAAGUAUUCUUGAGGAGCAGUUCCAGCAAGGAAAGCUACUUGCCUGCAUUGCCUCCAGACCUGGACAGUGUGGCCGAGCUGAUGGCUACGUGUUGGAAGGCAAGGAAUUAGAGUUCUACUUGAGGAAGAUCAAGGCCAGAAAAGGCAAAUGAAAAGCUGUUGUGCUGAGAGAACGAAUAAAACCCAGAGUCUACUACCAUAA
Messenger RNA from Corvus hawaiiensis (hawaiian crow), 754 nucleotides. RefSeq names its product ribosomal protein S8 (gene RPS8). Gene Ontology annotation, biological process: translation; maturation of SSU-rRNA from tricistronic rRNA transcript (SSU-rRNA, 5.8S rRNA, LSU-rRNA). The transcript is spliced from 6 exons. Gene Ontology annotation, molecular function: structural constituent of ribosome. Lineage: Eukaryota; Metazoa; Chordata; Aves; Passeriformes; Corvidae. The coding region runs from base 78 to 704 and encodes 208 amino acids. Gene Ontology annotation, cellular component: cytosolic small ribosomal subunit; ribosome. The record is from RefSeq and is a predicted model, not a curated record.